Messenger RNA from Cynocephalus volans (Philippine flying lemur), 1468 nucleotides. RefSeq names its product MHC class I polypeptide-related sequence B-like. Bases 102 to 935 code for a protein of 277 amino acids. Gene Ontology annotation, biological process: antigen processing and presentation of endogenous peptide antigen via MHC class I via ER pathway, TAP-independent; antigen processing and presentation of endogenous peptide antigen via MHC class Ib; immune response. The record is from RefSeq and is a predicted model, not a curated record. Gene Ontology annotation, cellular component: external side of plasma membrane. Gene Ontology annotation, molecular function: signaling receptor binding; peptide antigen binding. The transcript has 6 exons. Lineage: Eukaryota; Metazoa; Chordata; Mammalia; Dermoptera; Cynocephalidae.
GGGUAGUUUCUGUUUUCUUUUCCUGACACAGCCCUGGCGCCCAUGGUCAGUGCAGAGAAAGGUGACCCUGUGCUUGCCCCCACAGACUUUAUUAUAAGCUCAUGGUGGCAUCCCAAGAUGCAAGGUUUGUUGCUGAGGGACGCCUGGAUGGUCAGCUCUUCCUGCACUAUGACAGCGAAAGAGGCAGGGCAGAGCCCCAGGGGCCAUUGACAGAAGCAGUCCUGGGAGCUGAGACCUGGGAAACAGAGACCAAGGACUUGACAGAGAUCGGGAAGGAACUCCGAGUGACCCUGGCACAAAUCAUAGCUCUGCAGGGCCAGAAAGGAGUCUCACAUUCCCUCCAGGAGGAACGAGGCUGUGAGAUCUCAGGAGGCAGCAGCGCCAUGGGCUUCAGGCAUUUCUACUAUGAUGGGGAGCCCUUCCUCUCCUACAACCCGAAGACAUGGACUUGGACAGUGGCUCAGUCCUCAGCUCAGACCUUGGCUGUAGAAGUCAAGAAGUCCUGGGACACAGAUGGCAUUCAGAGCAAGGAUUACUGGGCCCGUGUGCAUGGAGAACUUUGUAGAAGACUCCAGAGAUAUCUGGACUCCUGGGUGGACCUCAAGGAGAGAGCAGUGUCUCCAGCAGUGAAUGUGACCCCCAGCAAGGCCUUGGAGGGUCGCGUCACCCUGUCUGAUGUGAAUGGCACCUACCAGUCCUGGGUGACCACCAAGAUUCCCCAAGAAGAGGAGCAGAGGUUCACUGGCCACGUGGGACACAGUGGGAGUCACAGCACUCCCCCUGUGCCCUCUGGGAAGGCCUCAGUGCUUGAGAAAAUAUGGCCGGCAAUGGUUGUGGUGGCUGCUGUUGCUGCUGCUGUUGCUGCUGCUGUUAUUAUUUACGUUUGUCUGUGCAAGAAGAAGACAAUGUCAGCUGCACAGGGUCCAGCGCUCUAGAGCCUCCGAAUCCUGGAGCAACAGCCGGAGCAGCCAAGAGCCCACAGAGGCGCCGCGCUGCUGGGAUUCCAGCCUCUGGGGUCAGCUCCUGGGUCCCCUGGUUCACCUGAGGAAGCAUGAACUGUGUCCAGGCUGCCUGGAUUCAGCUCCCUGCUGGGUCUUACCAGCACUUUCUCUCUUGGUGCCUCAGUUUCCUCAUCUAUAAAAUGGGGAAGAUAAUAGCAUUUAUCUGUCAUUGUGGUUUGGAGGAUGAGAAUGUUAAUUUAAUAUUUAUGAGAUGUUUGCAGCUGUGCCGUAUUAGUUAUUAUCACUGUUUUUGUUUUAUCUUGCAAUAUAUUGCAUGUGUAGUGACUGUAUAUGAUAAAUGAGCCUUAUCUGUAAGUGUCAUUACUGCGGCCCCUCCUGAGGAGCCUAAUAUUGGCCUACUUCGUACCUUGAGUUCCCUUACCCCCUGUCAGACUCCCACACAUUACUUCAUGGCUACAGGACCUGCACAGUUUUAUACUAUAAAUGUUUCAGUGUUCUUUAAAAUA